UUAAACGGAAUCGAAAGAAAAUCAAUGUGAACGUGUCUCCGUGUGUGUGUGAGCUAAAAUGUCUUGGUUAAAUAACUUAAAUCUAAAUACAAUUAAAGGUCAAUUGACAAAUUUGGCCAAUGAAAUUUUGGAAGAAACUGCUGGUCCUGGCGAUGAUGAAUAUCGGGAACGUCCCAGAUCACCACCACCAGCAAUUGACAAUAAGACGGCUAUUGCCAUGUUGGCGGAUACCCAAAGGGAAAAAGAGGAACUGGAUAAAUUAUGUUCCGACAAAGAAAUGGAGAUUUUAGCACUACGCAAACAAAUUGAAACUCUAUUACAAAAUCAAAUUAGCGAUACUGGAGGUGGUGCUGGUGGAGGCGGUGGCGUCAGUGGAAGUGGUAGAUCAAUUGGUAGUGGCGCUUCAGGAGGUAGUGGACGUACCUCAAAAUCG
Musca vetustissima is the source of this 433-nucleotide messenger RNA. RefSeq lists its product as uncharacterized. The annotation marks the transcript as partial. The record is from RefSeq and is a predicted model, not a curated record. The transcript has 2 exons. Lineage: Eukaryota; Metazoa; Arthropoda; Insecta; Diptera; Muscidae.